AUGAUCGGAGAGACAGUGGCGUUCUAUCCACCCAAUGCUGUGCAAUACAGAAAUGCUCAUGAUUACUUGGCCGAUUUCGAGGACGAAAGUACGACGGACAUAUGGCGGUCGUAUGUAGCCCAAAAGCUUCUGCAUAUGAUCGGAGAGACAGUGGCGUUCUAUCCACCCAAUGCUGUGCAAUACAGAAAUGCUCAUGAUUACUUAGGCCGAUUUCGAGGAUGA
Cooperia oncophora is the source of this 222-nucleotide messenger RNA. Lineage: Eukaryota; Metazoa; Nematoda; Chromadorea; Rhabditida; Trichostrongylidae. The record is from the annotation of a GenBank genome assembly.